Molecule: messenger RNA, 942 nt
Organism: Tachyglossus aculeatus (Australian echidna)
Lineage: Eukaryota; Metazoa; Chordata; Mammalia; Monotremata; Tachyglossidae
Product: olfactory receptor 1F1-like
Exons: 1
Coding region: 1-942 (313 amino acids)
Biological process (GO): G protein-coupled receptor signaling pathway
Cellular component (GO): membrane
Molecular function (GO): G protein-coupled receptor activity; olfactory receptor activity
Source: RefSeq, a predicted model, not a curated record
AUGGAAGGUGAAAACCAAACUCUCACCUCUGAAUUCAUCCUCCUGGGACUUUCCAACCAGCCGGAGGAGCAGCAGGCACUCUUCUUGCUCUUUCUCUCCAUGUACCUAACCACAGUCCUAGGGAACCUGCUCAUUAUCCUGUCCAUCGGGUCUGACCCGCACCUGCACUCCCCCAUGUAUUUCCUCCUGAGCAACCUGUCCUUCGUCGAUCUCUGUUUCACGACCACCACGGUUCCCAAGAUGCUGGUGAAUCACACCUCGGGGAAUAAAGCCAUCUCCUAUGCUGGCUGCCUGACACAGAUGUUUUUCUUUAUUUGGUUUGCCGGCAUCGAUAGUUUCCUCCUGGUGGCCAUGGCAUAUGACCGCUACGUGGCCAUCUGUCACCCUCUACGUUACGCCUCUCUCAUGAACCCAAGACUCUGUGCCCUGUUGGUGGCCGCGCUGUGGUCUCUGGCCUGCAUUAACGCCCUGAUGCUCACCAUCCUGCUGAUGCGGUUGUCCUUCUGUUCACACAAUGAAAUCCCUCAUUUCUUCUGUGAUCUCAGCCCCAUGCUGAAACUCUCCUGUUCCGACACCUUCAUCAAUGAUGUCCUGGUUUAUACGGUAGGGGCGCAGUCCAUUCUAAUACCCUUCGUAGGUAUCCUUAUCUCUUACACCCAGAUAUUUGCUGCUGUUCUGAGGAUCCCUUCGACCCAGGGUAAGAGAAAAGCCUUCUCCACCUGUGGCUCCCACCUCUCUGUUGUUUCUCUGUUCUACGGGACACUCAUUGGGGUCUACUUCAGCCCCACGUCUUACCAUACAGCAGAGAAGGACACAGCUGCAGCCAUGAUGUACACGGUGGUCACUCCUAUGCUGAACCCCUUUAUCUACAGCCUGAGGAACAGAGACAUGAAAGGGGCCCUGAGGAAACUCUUCAGCAGGACUGUGGCUUUCUUCUGCUGA